GGUGACAAUAAUUAUUUAAAAAAUGUCUACGAUUACGUUUAACGGAAUUGCGCGUUGGUGCGCGGUUAUGUUGUGUAGCUGACAAGUGGAUAUCGUCUUGUUUAAUGUCUAACUCAAUUUAUCACGUGUCUAACCUAAAUCUCUUACGAACACCUCGUAAGAAAUUAAAGCUCGUAUAAAUUGGAAUGAAAACAUCGCAAUUGGAAUGGCUGGGCGAUUAAGCAACAAGGCGAAGCUCAGGUCGUUCCUGACCGUGACGAGUAGCGCUGUCGUUCUGUUCGGCGGUAUCUCUCUCUACCAGGGCAACGAGAGAUUUUACAGUGACGUCGCGGUGCCGCUGGUGCAGCUGAUAGAUCCGGAGACCGCCCACAAGCUCGCGGUGAAGGCUCUCAAGUAUGGCCUCGUGCCGAGGCAGAAGACGGAAGAUCCCGCCUCGCUGCGGACGACCGUGCUCGGCAUGCAUUUCGAUAAUCCAAUCGGCAUGGCAGCGGGAUUCGAUAAGCAAGGGGAGGCAGUGCAGGGACUGCGCAACAUCGGUUUCAGUUUUGUAGAGAUAGGUUCCGUGACGCCUAAACCUCAACCCGGCAAUCCGAAGCCCAGAGUGUUUAGAUUGCCGGAGGAUAAUGCGGUUGUAAAUAGAUAUGGAUUUAACAGCGUCGGCCACGACGUCGUGUGGCAACGCCUCAAGGAAUUGAAGGGGAGCAAAAGUUUCAACGGCAUUCUCGGCGUGAAUUUAGGGAUGAACAAGGGGACGAGAGACGCGACUCAAGAUUACAUCGACGGCAUAAAAAGAUUCAAGGAUGUAGCGGAUUAUUUUGUGAUUAAUGUGUCUAGUCCUAAUACCUUGGGUUUAAGGUCUCUGCAGAACAGGAGCAAUCUGGAGGAGCUGCUGACGCGGAUAAACGCAGCGAGGGAAUUGGCGGGUAGCAGGCAGCCGUUGCUCCUAAAGUUGGCUCCGGAUCUGUCGGAUUCCGAGCGGCAGGAUGUGGCGGAUGUGGUUUUGAGCAAGAGAUCCCGAGUCGACGGCUUGAUUCUGUGCAAUACCACGGUUACACGGCCAAACCUGAUUAGUCCAAAUAAGGAGGAGAGCGGUGGACUCAGCGGCGCGCCUCUCACAGACAUUUCCACAGCUAUGAUAGCUGACAUGUAUAAACGGACGGGCGGCAGCAUCCCAAUUAUCGGCGUGGGUGGCGUGUUUUCAGGAUCGGACGCUUAUGUCAAGUUAAGAGCCGGCGCUUCGCUGGUGCAACUCUACACCUCGUACAUAUACAACGGGCCGCCGAUAGUUGGCAAGAUCAAGAGGGAAUUGUGCGAGAUACUCGAAACCAACGGGUUUUCUUCUGUGACUGAUGCAAUAGGCAAGGACGCCAAGAAUAAAUAGACGUUUCAAUUCUGUCGCGAUGCGCACAAUUAAUACGCGUUAUAUAUAAAUUGCCCCCAUUUGUAGAUAAAUAGGAUUUUGUUAAACUGUUUGUAUUGUUAUAAUUAAGCGAGGAUUUCCGUUUAUAUUAAAUCUGUAUUCAUUCAUUUA
Vollenhovia emeryi is the source of this 1531-nucleotide messenger RNA. RefSeq names its product dihydroorotate dehydrogenase (quinone), mitochondrial (gene Dhod). The transcript has 3 exons. Lineage: Eukaryota; Metazoa; Arthropoda; Insecta; Hymenoptera; Formicidae. The record is from RefSeq and is a predicted model, not a curated record. Gene Ontology annotation, biological process: pyrimidine ribonucleotide biosynthetic process; 'de novo' pyrimidine nucleobase biosynthetic process. Bases 206 to 1381 code for a protein of 391 amino acids. Gene Ontology annotation, molecular function: dihydroorotate dehydrogenase activity. Gene Ontology annotation, cellular component: cytoplasm; mitochondrial inner membrane.